AUGCAUUGUGUUCAGUGCAUGUUCCAGCUUUCUACCAGUAAAGCAAGCUCUGAGUUUGCAAGACAGAGACUAACUGUGGAGCUCCAAGACAGGAACGAGAAUGAAUAUGUCACCCCUCUCAGUAAGUACCCACCACUCUUCAAUGACAUCUCUUUUUGGCUGCCGGCCGAAGGUUACACAGAAAACGACUUCUACGACCUGGUGCGCAGCAUCGGCGGAGACCUGGUGGAGAAGGUCACGCUGGUGGACGAGUUCACACAGCCAAAGACAAAGAGAGUGAGCCACUGUUACCGUGUCGCGUACCGUCACAUGGAGAGGACUCUGACCCAGGAAGAAGUGCGUAUCAUCCACGGAGCCAUUGAGCAGGCAGCAGAAAAAGAGCUUGGAGCGCAGGGAAGAUACUGAGCUUUCCCAACAAGCAUCACGACGGUCUUCCACCUUCCAAAAUGAAAAUUCAGUCAUCAUUUACUCACAUUCUUGUCAUUCCAAACCAUAAAUCUGAAGAUAUUUUUUUAAUAAAGUUGGUAACCAAUCAGUUUUGGUGAUCAUUGAUUUCCAUUGCAUUGACUAUUGACUUCCACUGUGUUCCAUACUGGUUUAAAACAAAGGUAAAUGAUGACAGAAUUUUCUUUUUUUGACAAACCAUCCCUUUAAAACUCAAUUUUUGCUCUCUGGAUGACUAUAUUUUUUAUGCUUUUACAGAGGUUUUAUGAUACAUUUUUGGAGCUUGACAGACGUGGACACUAUAAACUGAAACUGCAAUAAAACAACACAUGUUUGAAAUGAGAGUGGAUGAAUAAUGACAGAAUUACAGUUUAGGAGGAAUCGUGCCUUAAACAUUUGCAAGAUUUGUCCUUGAAAUAACCUUUGGGUCAUAAUAACCUCUCUAAGCCUGAUUGAUUCUUCCAACUUCCCAGGCUGGCACGAACUUCAUCAUGGUACAAAACAGCCGGAUUUAACACAAAUAUCAAACAGGCCUUUUAUGCACCUGGAUCCGUGCCAGCCUGGUGAUAAUCAGGAAACUAGAGCUCUUAUUUCUACAUUUCUGUUUUCUUAAGGAAGAUAUGAGGUAGCCUGUGAUGAGCUGCUGCCCGGAAAUUACCAAGAUAAUGAAACGCUUCCUCAA
Sinocyclocheilus rhinocerous is the source of this 1126-nucleotide messenger RNA. Its product is annotated as phenylalanine--tRNA ligase, mitochondrial-like. The coding region runs from base 1 to 405 and encodes 134 amino acids. The transcript is spliced from 4 exons. The record is from RefSeq and is a predicted model, not a curated record. NCBI's taxonomy places the organism in Eukaryota, Metazoa, Chordata, Actinopteri, Cypriniformes, Cyprinidae.